ACCUGGAGUAUAUAGAAUUUAAGUCUUCUCUCACAAGUAUAUGGUAGAGCUAAAGAAGAAGAAGACAAGCAAGGGUCAUCUGAAAUUGUAAUUGGCUCACUAAUAAUCGCAGGACAAAGUUGGAAAUAACUACUCAAGCAGAAGACGCUACCAAGAUGUUUGAUAUAAAGGCUUGGGCUGAGUACGUUGUGGAAUGGGCUGCAAAGGACCCAUAUGGCUUCCUUACAACGGUUAUUUUGACCCUUACUCUAUUGUUUCUAGCAAGUGCUAUACUGUCCUGGAAAUUGGCCAAGAUGACUGAAGCCAGGGAAAAGGAACAAAAGAAGAAACAAAAACGUCAAGAAAAUAUUGCAAAAGCUAAACGACCAAAGAAGGAUUGAAGGAAUGAACAGGCUCUAUAACCAGAGAAAAAUCACUUGGAAAAUUAAGCAGCUUUGGAAGGACCCACUGAGGUUUCUUUUCUGAUUUUUAUGACAGUAAUUUGUAGUCAAUGAAGUCUGAGCACAUGGAAGGAUCAUGUUAGUUGUGGCCUCUACUACUGCAACUUUUAGGCUUUGGUGUAGAAGUCUGUUGACAGUUAUUGUAAAUUGGCAUUUAUUCUAUAAAUUCUUUAUAACUGACUUAGUCAUUUGCCAUUUUGCAGCUUAUGUACUGAAACGAAAACAUCCUGUGGAGAGAAAUGACUAUACAUUAUGAAUUCUUUUCAAAUAAUGGCUUAGAAUGGGGCCCUUUCUGGACGAAAGGAGUUAAGAAUGUAAAAAUCAAAACUGUCCUGAGGUGAAAAGUGUGCUUUGGCUUAAAAGGCAUAUAG
This is a messenger RNA of Lynx canadensis (Canada lynx), 811 nucleotides long. Its product is annotated as small integral membrane protein 15-like. The record is from RefSeq and is a predicted model, not a curated record. The transcript has a single exon. Lineage: Eukaryota; Metazoa; Chordata; Mammalia; Carnivora; Felidae. The coding region runs from base 156 to 380 and encodes 74 amino acids.